AUGUCUUCAACGGAAACACUUGAGAUUGUAAAGCACCAAACCAGCAUCUGGGCAGUAACGACUCGUAUUGCAGUCGUUGACGCAGUUGUCUCAACACCUGUCGCUCUUCCAUCAUCUACAGAACACUUUCGAGGAGCUUCAAAUGCAAUCGAACGGGACAAUGAUGUCAAAGAUUACAUACGGGGCGUGAGGGGAUCCAGCAAGAGUAUAAAGGUAGAUGACGAUGGAAAGAUCUCGCCGGAUACCAUAGAUGACCUGUUCUUGAACGUGUACCCCUUGCGGAAGGAGUAA
This is a messenger RNA of Botrytis porri, 291 nucleotides long. RefSeq lists its product as uncharacterized. The transcript is spliced from 2 exons. The record is from RefSeq and is a predicted model, not a curated record. NCBI's taxonomy places the organism in Eukaryota, Fungi, Ascomycota, Leotiomycetes, Helotiales, Sclerotiniaceae. Bases 1 to 291 code for a protein of 96 amino acids.